This is a messenger RNA of Pelobates cultripes (western spadefoot toad), 393 nucleotides long. NCBI's taxonomy places the organism in Eukaryota, Metazoa, Chordata, Amphibia, Anura, Pelobatidae. The record is from the annotation of a GenBank genome assembly.
AUGCUGGCCCUGCUACAGGCCCGAAGCGAGAGGGCGCCACCGGUCAGCUCCUGGCCGACUGCCAAUCUCUACAAUACCUCACACAAGCGCAAGAAAGCACAGCAUGCACCCACGACGAAGGCUCUAACAUGGACGGUGUGCAAGCCCAACGGAGCUAUCAGCAGCACGGAGGUGGAAACCGCCAAAGAGCAGACCUCAACCCUGCAUCAACCUUUGCAAGCCAUGGAAAACCAAGUUCCUGACAACCGAAAAGCACAGCCUCAAACCUGGGACUCAAAACCCAGCACGCUCCAGUACAGACCUUGCUCGAAUGAAACAAGGCAUAGGGUGAAUAUUUUUGUCCCACUACCUUCCUUGAUAGGGGGGACCCCCUGGGGAAUCGCCAUAGCAUAA